AUGGCUGAUGAAGUGAGUACCUGCAGCCCGCCAGUUGUUGUAUUGCACGAUCCGGACACUGACCGCCAUGUACUUCAGGGUGCUUCCCCCCGCGAGCUGGUCGUCGAGGCUUGUCGCCGAGACCAGCAAGACCUGAUUGAGCAGGUUCUUAACGGCAUGAAUGACAAGACCAAUGAGGAGGUUGCGGAGUUCUUCAACAAUGUGACUGAUGCUUUGGGAAACCAUGCACUGCAUGUUUGCGCUUUAUACGGGAGCUAUGACGUUAUGGACGCCUUGUUCGAUAUCCAGUACUUCGAGUGCGACCCCCUGACCCGCAACGAUAAAGACACACCGCUACAUGUCGCCGUGCGCUUCGCCAACGAAAAGGACGCAGAGCUGGGCGAGGCCAUGAUUAACAUGAUGUGUGAGGCUGGUUGUGAUCCCCGAGUGCGGAAUAAGCAUGGUCAAAAACCUGCGGAUCUGGUCUUCAACAAGCCUGAGAUUAAGCAGACCUUGCAAAAGGCGGAGUAUAUUCUGGCCGAGGGAAUCCAAGAUGAGGAAAUGGGCGACGAUAAUGAUGUGGCCAGUGAUAGCGAAUAA
Molecule: messenger RNA, 579 nt
Organism: Penicillium verhagenii
Lineage: Eukaryota; Fungi; Ascomycota; Eurotiomycetes; Eurotiales; Aspergillaceae
Product: ankyrin repeat-containing protein ANK1
Exons: 2
Coding region: 1-579 (192 amino acids)
Molecular function (GO): protein binding
Source: RefSeq, a predicted model, not a curated record